Molecule: messenger RNA, 1007 nt
Organism: Paraphaeosphaeria sporulosa
Lineage: Eukaryota; Fungi; Ascomycota; Dothideomycetes; Pleosporales; Didymosphaeriaceae
Exons: 1
Coding region: 1-870 (289 amino acids)
Source: RefSeq, a predicted model, not a curated record
AUGGAAAAAUACAUUGCAACCUUUGGAGACCUCUUCGUUUUGCGGUUCUCCGGUAUAGCUAUUUGUCGUCCCGAGACAGUAGAGCCAGGACUACCGUCUUGGGUCCCCGAUUUGCAGGCAAUCUCCUUAGAGCAUAGCUGGCAACCUUUCCCGACCCAAGACUCCUCUUCUGGUUAUGGCCUGGGCCCUUUGCGUUCUUCCCAAGCGCGAGUCUUAGAUCAGCGCUACUUACGUGUCAACGCAUGCAUAUGCGACACAAUUUCAGAUGCCGGACCGAUUUUCGACACAGACUCACUCAAUUUUGAGCGUCUCUACCGAAGCUUCCUAGAGAGGAAGAGUGAUAUCGAAACGCGUACCAGAACCCCGUACAUGCAGGCCAUCCUGUGCGCCAUAUUGUCAUAUUCUAUCCUUUGGAUCGGAAAAUCCAGUGAUGCAUCGAGUCUCGCUGCCUACCAGCGGCUGGUAUUGGCGACAUUGUACUUUCUCGAGGGGCUUGUUUCGAACGCGCCAGUCUUGGACAUACUCCACUCCACCGUCGAAGCCUUGGACAUCGCGUUCGAGAACCACGUCCCGUCCUUGCUCCAAACGGUAUUCCCCCAUGACAUGAUUUAUGACUGCUGGAAGUCCGAAAAGUGGGUAGCAACUAGUAUUAUUGGUCAAGCGCGUUUACUGAGACCCCAUCUGACGAGGUCUUUAAAAGAACGACACCAUCUCUUCACCACAUCCACUGGUUACAUAGGGUCGAGUCUCUACGGUGUGAAGGCUGGAGAUGUAAUUGGUGUGAUCCAAGGUUGUCCAUUUCCGGUCCUGCUUAGGGUGGAAGGAACACGGUAUAUUCACCUAGAGACUUGCAACGUCCUAGGUCUCUGAAUGGCGAGGCUGCUAACAGAGUCAGUGACGGGUCUCUAGAGAUGGUGGAAGUAGAUCUUAUGUAAGCUAUCAGGUUGACACUCAUACUGCAAGAUCGAGAAGGAUAGACGGCACUGUACGCAUUAGACGAUUCUCCG